AUGUCACUUUUCAAGAAAGAAGUCGAUCGAUUGACAAAUGCGGGUAUUUGGAAACCUGUGAAGUUUUCCCAAUGGGCUUCGCCUAUUGUACUAGCGCCAAAAGCUGAUGGUUCCAUAAGAAUUUGUGGGGAUUUUAAACAAGCAGUCAAUGCGCAAAUUGACAUUGAACAAUAUCCUUUGCCCAUACGCGAAAGUCUUUUCCAUAAAAUGAAUUGCGGUCAACAUUUUACAAAAAUCGACCUUAAGGACGCGUAUUUACAAAUGGAACUCGACGAUGAAGCAAAAACAAUAAUGGUUGUCAACACUCCACUUGGGUUAUUCCAAUACCAACGUUUACCGUUUGGGAUUGCAAGCGCUCCAGCUAUAUUCCAAAGAUAUCUUGAGCAGUUACUUCAAGGCGUAGAAGGUUGCGGAAAUUAUCUCGAUGACAUCAUCAUCUCCGCACCUACAUUUCAACAACACAUCAGCCACCUAGAACAAGUACUUCGUAUUUUGCAACAAAAUGGCAUAUUGCCAGAUGAGUCAGGACUAAAAGCAGUAAAAAACCCGCAGCCGCCUAAAGAUCUAAAGCAAGCAGAAGCAUUAAUGGGUAAAGUAAACUACUACCAUAAUUUUAUACCUAAUUUUUCGCAAUUAUCCGCGCCAAUCAACAUGCUGCGCCGAAAAAAUGUAAAAUUCACAUGGGGUACAGCACAACAACAAGCAUUUAUAGCUCUUAAAACGCAUAUUCUCAAUGCAGCGCAAUUAGCACAUUAUCAGGAAGAUUUACCGUUGGUUCUAGCUACAGAUGCCUCCAGUGCAAAAGAAGAAGAUAAUCAAAAAAGUAGUGAACAAAAGAAAAAUAAUGAACCGAAUCUUUCAACCACUUUUACAGAUGAGAAGUAUGAACCUGGAGUUCUUUUAUACUCGUGGAAAAACGUAUUUGGUUUCGUAAAAAUGCAACUUGACUUUGAUGUUUUACUUCCAGUUCCACGCGAACUCUAUGUUGAUUAUAAAUUUCCUGUUUCAGUGUAG
Molecule: messenger RNA, 1014 nt
Organism: Teleopsis dalmanni
Lineage: Eukaryota; Metazoa; Arthropoda; Insecta; Diptera; Diopsidae
Exons: 3
Coding region: 1-1014 (337 amino acids)
Source: RefSeq, a predicted model, not a curated record